Messenger RNA from Penicillium coprophilum, 288 nucleotides. RefSeq lists its product as uncharacterized. The coding region runs from base 1 to 288 and encodes 95 amino acids. The record is from RefSeq and is a predicted model, not a curated record. The transcript has 2 exons. Lineage: Eukaryota; Fungi; Ascomycota; Eurotiomycetes; Eurotiales; Aspergillaceae.
AUGGGCGGUUGGACCUAUAUCGUCAAGGGCGGAGAUGAUCAUGGAACAAGAUAUACCUGGGUAGUUCCUAUUGAACUCAUGAGAUCCCAUGGGCCCCAGUCUAUAACCGCCGGGUCAAUCCUUCGCUCUGGCUCAAUCUGCCAAACCAGACGGGGAAUCCAAUACUCGCCCAGCUACCGCAGAAUGGUAGUAUUGGAUAAGCGUGAUAUGAAUGACGGGGUUGCACUUGAUGCCGAUCGGCUGAUAAUUCUUGUGGUGAAACACUCUGGCGGUGCCAUGGCGGACUAG